This is a messenger RNA of Myxozyma melibiosi, 1854 nucleotides long. Its product is annotated as DIE2/ALG10 family-domain-containing protein. The record is from RefSeq and is a predicted model, not a curated record. NCBI's taxonomy places the organism in Eukaryota, Fungi, Ascomycota, Lipomycetes, Lipomycetales, Lipomycetaceae. Gene Ontology annotation, molecular function: dolichyl pyrophosphate Glc2Man9GlcNAc2 alpha-1,2-glucosyltransferase activity. Gene Ontology annotation, cellular component: endoplasmic reticulum. Gene Ontology annotation, biological process: protein N-linked glycosylation; dolichol-linked oligosaccharide biosynthetic process. Bases 230 to 1822 code for a protein of 530 amino acids. The transcript is spliced from 4 exons.
CAAAGGUCGCGACGACAGGUCUGAUGACGACGAGGCCGAAGUUGGAGCCGUUUUGGAGGACGGCGGUGAGGAAGGUGAGGAGGUCGGCGGAGGAGGAGAGCGCGGUGAUGAUGGACUCGAGCUGGGCGAUUUUGUCGGGUUGGGGAGAGGAUUGGGCCGCGAUGUCUGCGACGGCGGUUGCAGGGUCCAUGAUAAAUUCCAGUGCGGCUUCUUCCCUUCUUCCCCAGCAAUGAACGUUCUACGCGAGCACCCGUUUGCUGCUCUCGGAGCUCUUUCCUGCGCAAUUGCUGCUCUCGUCGACAGAUCCGUGCCUCGGCCGUAUCUCGACGAGGUCUUCCACGUGCCGCAGGCUCAGCGGUACUGUCUCUCGGACUACUCCUGGGACCCAAAGAUCACCACCCCGCCGGGGCUCUACAUCAUCUCCAAGCUCGUCCUCUCGCAGACAGUAGGAUGCUCGACUUUCUACCUCAGAGCAGUCAAUCUGCUCGGCAUACUAGUCGCAUUGCCCCUCGUCCUCCGUCUCUUUCCUGAUUCCGCCGUUUCCCCCACCAUAUCCUCCUCCUCCUCCUCCUCCUCCUCCUCCUCCUCCUCGCGCUCACUAUCACUAAAUACAACCAACAGAAGCUUAUGUCCGCGAACAAUCGUCAUGCUCCAACUCUUCCCGACUCUCUACUUUUUCGGAUUCCUCUACUACACCGACGUCUGGUCCACGAUCUUCGCCCUCCUCUCCGUCGCCCUCGCCUCUUCCUCCUCCUCCACCACCACCUCCACCCGCGCGAUCCUCGCCCGCUCCGCCGUCGGUCUCGCGAGCCUGUUCUUCCGCCAGACAAACAUCAUCUGGGUCUUCUACGCCUUCCUAACCGAGAUCUUCGCACUGCUCGUCUUCCCCGAUGAAAAAGGCAAAGAGCGCGCGAACGACCGGCUCGCGGUCGCGCCGAACCAGACCGUCUACGCGAUCGCGUCGGUGUACGAUGUCGUCGAGGUCUGUCUGAGUGUCGUUCGCCGGGCGUUUAGGAAGUUGAGGCAGAGUCGUGUGAGGCGGGUGAAGUUUUGUAAGCUGGUCGUGGCGUAUGGCGUCGUUGGCGCUGCGUUUGUUGCGUUUGUUGUUCUCAAUGGUGGUAUUACAUUAGGCGACAAGGAUAAUCAUGUGGCAGGACUCCACAUCCCGCAACUAUUCUACCUCUCUGCAUUCAUCUGCAUCCUAGCCCUCCCCACGACCUUCCCCCAACUCUCGCGCUCGCUCACGGCACUCAUCAUAUACCACCCCUUCGCCUUCCUCGUCGCGAGCGCGCUCUUCGCCCUCGCCAUCAAACACACCACGAUCGCGCACCCGUUCCUGCUCGCAGACAACAGGCACUACCCGUUCUACGUCUGGCAGCGCAUCAUAAACCGCACCUGGUGGAGCAGGUACGCGCUCGCGCCCGGCUACACGGUCUCGAUGUACAUCGUCUUUGUGCGCUCGUGGCGCUACGAGCGGUUUCUCUCGGCGCUGCUGUUUGCCGGUGCGUGCGCGGCGGUGCUGGUCCCGAGUCCGUUGAUCGAGUGUCGGUAUUACAUCGUGCCGUAUAUAAUCUGGCGGCUGCGCGUCGCGGCCACUCCGACGGCGGCGGCAGCGGUCACCACGCAGUUGUCUGAUGACUCCUCUGUGAACCUCGAGGACGAGGUUCGGCGGGCGGAGGAAAGAGAGCGCGAGCGGGUGGUGGCGGAAAACUUUGAGAUUUGCUGGUACUUGCUCAUCAACGCGGUCACGAUCGGCGUCUUUAUAAUGAAGCCGUUCGAGUGGCCUCAGGAGCCGGGGGUGGAACAGCGGUUCAUGUGGUAGUGUGUGUGUAUAUACAAAAUAUAGACUAGUCG